AAUCACGAGCAUGUAUCUCAUAUAGAGCUUUUGACAGAUGUUACUAUCACCAUCGAUCCGAUCAAUGAUUUAUCAUUUAGAUACCAAUCAGAUAAGAUUCAAGAAUUUACAACUGUCCUUCGAAGAUAUAAUCCACAAAAUAUUCUUAAUGUUUGUGAAAAGGACAGCGAAAUAUCAGAUCAAGUUAACACAGAAGGAAAUCGACAAGUUAAUAGUUAA
Molecule: messenger RNA, 219 nt
Organism: Dentiscutata erythropus
Lineage: Eukaryota; Fungi; Glomeromycota; Glomeromycetes; Diversisporales; Gigasporaceae
Source: the annotation of a GenBank genome assembly